AUGGUGGCCAUCAAGGAGGGCGACCUGGAGAAACGCAGCGAUAGCUUUCUUCAGCUAUGGAAGAAGAGAAGAUGCGUGUUGACCGCCGACGGCCUACAUUUCUAUACAGACCCUCGGAAAAGAGGCAAGUCCAAAGUGUUGCGCUUUGACUCGCUGGCGAAGCUCGAAUGCGUGGAGCGAAAAGGAGACCGCGUCUACUUUACCCUCGUGACGAUGGACGGCCAGGAGAUAGACUUCCGUUGCAGAGAACGCAGCCGGUGGAAUGCGGAGAUCACUCUGGCGCUGGUGGGUUUCCAGAACAAAAGAGCGGUGCAAGAACUUAGGGCAAGAAAGGAGAACCAGUCCCGUGAGCCGGGGAACCGUUUAAGAAGCUGGGGUCCGUGA
Molecule: messenger RNA, 384 nt
Organism: Spea bombifrons (plains spadefoot toad)
Lineage: Eukaryota; Metazoa; Chordata; Amphibia; Anura; Pelobatidae
Product: pleckstrin homology-like domain family A member 2
Exons: 1
Coding region: 1-384 (127 amino acids)
Biological process (GO): positive regulation of apoptotic process
Molecular function (GO): phosphatidylinositol phosphate binding
Source: RefSeq, a predicted model, not a curated record